Molecule: messenger RNA, 507 nt
Organism: Acanthisitta chloris (rifleman)
Lineage: Eukaryota; Metazoa; Chordata; Aves; Passeriformes; Acanthisittidae
Gene: PLPP6
Product: phosphatidic acid phosphatase type 2 domain containing 2
Exons: 2
Molecular function (GO): sphingosine-1-phosphate phosphatase activity
Source: RefSeq, a predicted model, not a curated record
UGGGGCAGCGCCCGGCCCCUCAUGAAGGUCAUCGAGGUCUCGGGGCACGGCAUCCCCUGGCUGCUCGGCACCUUCUACGGGCUCUGGCAGAGUGACAGAUCGGCCGCCAGGGAGGUGCUGCUCAACCUGCUCUUCGCCUUGCUGCUGGACCUGGUGAUGGUAGCGGUGGUGAAAGGGAUCGUCAAGCGGCCGCGGCCCACCCACAACAAGAUGGACAUGUUCGUCACCAUCUCGGUGGACAAGUACUCCUUUCCCUCUGGCCACGCCACCAGAGCCGCCCUGGUCUGCCGCUUCAUCCUGCGCCACCUGGUCCUGGCCAUCCCCCUGCGGGUGCUCGUGGUGCUCUGGGCCCUCAUCGUCAGCAUCUCCAGGGUCAUGCUGGGGAGGCACAACAUGACAGACGUGCUGUUCGGGCUGCUGCUGGGCUACGCGCUGUACGGCGUGGUGGAGUCCUGCUGGCUGUCCCCGCUCAAUGCGCCUGCACUCUUCGCGCUCUGGAGCCGCUGA